UCUCUCAUCAGCUUCUCCUAUUUUAGUGCGAGAAAACAACACACCACUCUCAAUCAAUUCGAAUCUGCAUUUCCCCCAAAUCGUAAGCACAAUCUCCUCCUUGAAUUCAAGAUGUUCAGGAACCAGUACGAUACCGACGUCACGACGUGGUCGCCGGCGGGGCGGCUGUUCCAGGUCGAGUACGCGAUGGAGGCCGUGAAGCAGGGCUCGGCGGCGAUAGGGCUGAGAUCCAAGACUCACGUCGUGCUCGCCAGCGUCAACAAGGCCAGCUCCGAGCUCUCCUCGCACCAGAAGAAGAUCUUCAAGGUCGACGACCACAUCGGCGUCGCCAUCGCCGGACUCACCGCCGACGGCAGGGUUCUCUCGCGCUACAUGCGUAACGAGUGUAUUAAUUACUCCUACACCUACGAGUCGCCGCUCCCCGUUGGCCGCCUCGUUGUGCAGCUCGCCGACAAGGCUCAGGUUUGCACCCAGCGCUCUUGGAAGCGACCAUAUGGCGUUGGCUUGCUGGUUGGUGGUCUUGAUGAAUCUGGAGCUCAUCUAUACUACAACUGUCCAAGUGGAAAUUACUUUGAGUAUCAAGCAUUUGCAAUUGGAUCUCGGUCACAGGCUGCCAAGACAUACCUAGAACGGAAGUUUGAGAGCUUCAUGGACUCAUCGCGGGAAGAUCUGAUCAAGGAUGCUCUUUUUGCAUUGAGGGAGACCUUACAAGGAGAAAAAAUGACUAGCUCAAUCUGCACAAUCUCCAUACUGGGUGCUGGGGAGGCGUUCCACGUGUUGGAUCAGGAAACUGUGCAAAGACUGAUCAAUGAAUUCGAGGUAGUUGGCGAAGAACCCCCUGCUGACGAGGCUGCUGCACCAGAUGCCGAAGCUGCUGCUCCAGGUGCUGCUGAAGGAGCUGCCCCUGACCAAGGCGCAGCUCCAAUGGAUAUCUGAUACUGCCAAAAUCUACUCUGCUCACGUUUCUCGCUGUAGGAAACGAGCAUCAUGUUCGUGUUUCUGAAACUUUACACCUUGAACAGAUAUUACUGGCUGGAUUGUGAUUCUUCAGUGCGACUAUUUAAGUUUAUCCUUUGCUUUUUUGUAUUUGUA
This is a messenger RNA of Salvia hispanica, 1092 nucleotides long. Its product is annotated as proteasome subunit alpha type-1-B-like. Lineage: Eukaryota; Viridiplantae; Streptophyta; Magnoliopsida; Lamiales; Lamiaceae. Gene Ontology annotation, cellular component: proteasome core complex; proteasome core complex, alpha-subunit complex. The record is from RefSeq and is a predicted model, not a curated record. Gene Ontology annotation, biological process: ubiquitin-dependent protein catabolic process.